UUACAAAAAAAAAAAUGUUUUGUGUGCUUAAACGGUUAUAAUUUUUAGCUUUUGUACACUAACUCGCUAAAUUGUAUUAUUUGCAAUUUUCACGACACUCACACACACACACACACGAGAUACUCAAACAAGUUGGACAGACAUUUAACGGCUUAUUUAUGCUAACGCCUCGUAUAUAUUUUUAGAUGUUUGUGCUUAGUGUUUUAUCGUCAGCUUCAAAUGCUUCAAUCGCUUAAGACCACGUUCACAGCAGCAGCAAGGACCAACAGAUGUUCGCGCCAUGCCGAAAGACACGAGUUUUGGCUUGGCUUAGUGCUAUAAGCCAUAUAAAUAUUUUUGACAGUUUUUGUUUAAGAAACUAUGCUUGCAAUCUCCCUUCUCUUUGGGUAACCGAUGUAUGAAAAGUUUGCCAACUGUGCAAAUAGUCAACCGUGUUGCCAACUUUUUUAAAAUGGCGACCUUUUUCUGUUUCAAAAUAGCGUUGUAACUUUGUAAACACUUAAAAGUUGUGUUUAACACGAUUUAAAGGCUAUCCUUUGUACUGUAAGCUUCGUGUUUAUAGUUACCGAUUUAUAUUAACAAAGCAUUACAUUGAUCGUAGUUAACAAGAGUAGAGUCUGUUUUACAUUCGAUCAAGAGUUUUCUUUAUGCCGGCGCUGUUGAACAUUUAACUUUAUUGCAUAUUGAAACUUCCAAAUUUAUUCGUAUCAAUAAAACACUGCCACAAAAACAAACACCGUAUACACUUUUACACAGAUGAGUAUCUCGAAAGAACCCCAUAGUAACAAGCAAACCGAACAAAUCCAAGAAACAAAAUUAAAUACAAACAUUAAAACAUGGUAUAACCCCAACACUUUUUAUAAAAAAAAUUUAAAAUUAAAAAAAAAACAUAAAAAAAUUUAAAAAAAAAAAUAUUUAAAAUAUAGAAAAAUACAAAAAAAAAUAAUCCCAAAGAAAGUACCAAACCUAUACAAAAACAACACUGCAGUUCAAACCACCACUCAGAAAACUAUAAAAUCUAUAUUAAUACUCCACACAUGCCGUUAACCAACCUAAUUUAAUUUAAAAUAUUUAUGUAGUAUGUAUAAAGAAGUAAUCUGCAAGGGCACGCAUAUACAUAGUUGCAACACUAGUCUCUACUAUCUCUAUAUAUGUAUGUACGUUGUAGUCUAUAUUAAAUUAUCUUACUUAUGUAUUUGUAAUUAUGUAAAACUGGAUUGUAUUGUGUAAUUAAUUAUAUUUGUACGUAUGUAAAGUAUAUAUCAGUUAAUUGUAGUUUGUAUGUUACAUUGUAAUUUUGUGUGCCACAAAUUGCACACUAACCUUUAAAAUCCUGUACUUUGUGCUUCACACUACGCACACAUACUUAUCUAUGUAUAUAUGUGUGUGUGUAAAUCUGCUUUUGACUUUCUACAUUUUAAUAAGUGUAAAGCAGCAUACUUCUGCGCGCCUGCUGUAAGUGUAGCAUACCUACAGGCGCCAAGAAAAUGCUGCGUUAGCUUUAUUUGUGUGUUUGCAACUAAUAUGUGAAACAGUCGAGAAAGGACUUCAAACUUUUACAGAAAACAGUGACACCUACGACACACACACACACACCGACACCACACAUAUAUAAACGUUAUAAACGCAGGCAGCUUUAUAUGUACAUAUGUAUGUGUUUAGAAUGCUUUGUGUAAUUUUUGUGUGAUUGUAUGUAAAAAAAUGCAGCAACUAUGUCGAAAAGUUGAAAUGCAAACAAUGUAAAAGGUUGAAGCAACGCAACUGAACAGGUAUAUUAUUAAAUGAUGCAACUGAGAUGAAAUUCGAAAAGCAAAAUUAUGCAAACAAAAUAAAUAUUUAUAUAAAGAAGCCCACCUAAAGCCAAUAACUAAGUGAAACACUAAGAUGGCAGUAGCAGGAGAAAACAAUGUCGAUAAUAUGUAUGUAGUAUAUAAACCAAAUUCAAUCACACAAACACAACCUAGCCUCAAAAGUAAAUAAAUAUUUAAGCGAACUAGAGAAUACACCCACAAACACACACACACACACAUAACCAAACGGAGAAGAUGAGGAAAAAUCACAAAAAAAAUAAUAUUAAUUGAAUAUUUCUUAGAAAGCACCACCUUGUACCCCCUAUUAGUAUAUGAGGCAAAUAAUAGCACAUAGUCUACAAAAUAGUUAAUAAUAAUAAACGGAAACAAUUAGAAAUGAACGUUAGACAACACAAAAUACGAACGAACGAUAGGCAAAGAAUAACUAAAGCAGAAUUUCUUGAGAAUAACCGACAGUAGUCAGCUACAAUUAGUAACCUCUAGUAAAAAAUAACGUAAAUACCUUAAAUUAAAGUCACAAACAAAUUUUAGUACAACUACGCACUGCACUUUCAAAAACCAAAUGUAAAAACCAAAGCAAAAACAAGCAAAUUUCGCAAAACGCAAAUCUUUAGCAAAUCGCCAAAGAAACCAAAAGCAAAACGCAAUUUAGCCAAAAGCGCUAAGGCAACAUUAUAAUUAAUAUGUAAUUGCAAAGUAUCUCUCACAUGGUAAACGAGUUAUAAAACAUUAACUAAAAACAAAAGCUAAACUAAAUGCUCUAAAAUACAUUUAUCAACCAAACCAAAAAAAAAAAAAAAACUAUCGUACUUACAUACAUCUUAAAUAAAAACGCAUGCAACAUCAAAGCAGUAGAAGAGGCAGAAAGCAGAGGAGAAUUGAAAAGCUUAACGUAUCACAAAUCAAAUGAUCAAAUGUAGCAAACACAUGCAACAUGCAACAAAUGAGGUUGAUUGGCAUUAGAGAUAAAGGUAAAUAAAGUAACAAAAACAACAACAACAAACGUAAUCGUUAAAUUAGAGAAUUGCAAAAUAAACAGCCGACAGGGCGCGUUACGAACGCUCAGCAACAGCAAAAACGCAACAGCAACAAUAUUAAUAGCAACAGCAAGAUGAGUUGCAACAGCAAGUCCGCUAAUUACAAAAAAGAAACGCUGCACUAAACUAGACAAUGUAAAAAGCAGGAAAAGCGCAAAUUCGGACUUGUAAUACAAAAAUUAUGUGAAUCUAGUGAAAAGCUUGUUUUAGAGAAACUAGAAAAAAUUAUGAAUAAGGAAUUAGGCGAAGAAGUAAUGUAGUGAAAAAUUGGCAACUUUUGCCCAAAUGUACAAAUACCAAAAAUCAAUUGUUUUUUUUUUGUCAAAUUUUAUGCGCGUUUAAACACAACGCAUGUGAACUUGCACGCAUAUGCAGAGCGCGUAAACCAUAUUGCGCUACGGCGUAUGCGCAUGCGUUUAUAUACAAAAAAAAUUUAAAAAAAACCCCUUCCCACCCCUCUCUUACACGUACUACAACCAACUAACUAAUCUUGGCACUUUUGCUGUCCGUUUAUUUUGUUUUGUAAAUACUUUCGGCUUUUGUAGGAAAUCGUGCUACUUCUCAUGCAGCAUUAGCGCUUUGUAAUUGCAAAUUUAGCUAAAAUUAUUUAUUUUAUUAAUGCGUGUAUUGAAAGAGACUGUGAAGCAGUCGGCGCUGGAGUAAAGAGUGAAAAUUUCUAAAACGACAUUGAAAGCAAUGAGAAUGCGUACAUCAUUAGCCACUCGAAAAUUCUCUUCACCACAUUAAAGCGAAAAAAGUAUAUAUUUUUUGCCAUUUCAGAAUUUUAUAUUAGGAUUUCAAACUAUAAUUAAUUCGCUCGUUGCAAUAGUUAGACGAAAGAUGAGUACCGUUAACAUUACGUUCGACCAGUGUUGCCAGAAGUGAUGAUUUAUCUUUAAAUUGCAGGGUUUUUUUAUAAACAAUAUUAUUAAAAUCUUAAAGUGAUGUUAUUAAAACAAAAUCAAAAUUUCAUGCAAAAAAAACUUCACUAUCAAUAUAACUAGCAGUACUUUCAGUGUAGUUGAUAGACAAAGUCUCCACUUUGUAAGUUACUUGAUUCUGCACAUUCAUAAACAGGAUGGCAAGAUGACGAUAAACCCUUGAUUUCUUUGAAUGCAAAAUAUACAUAUGUAUAUUCAAGUGAUAGUCUUAAAUAUGCAAGUGAUAGAUUCUGAUUGGAGCGAAUUACAUCAAAUUGACUUUAAAAAAUAUGGUCAUAGCUCACAAAUGCGUAUUGAGAAGUUUUGCGGUAAUAUUUUAAACAAAAAAAAAAAUGAUGACACUAUUUUUUCGCUCACUUAAAAACAUUGUUUUUAACAUAUUGACGUUGUCGGUUUCAACAGCGAAUGUCGAAAAAGAGUUUUCUCUCAAAUUAAUUUAAUUUAAGGUAAAAUUCGCAACAAGCUGGAAACCAAAAUUUUGAGGGGCAUUAUUUACGGGAAAGAUUCUUUACCAAGAAAAAACGUUACCUUCGGUUGCACCGAAGCUAUACAUAUACAAAAGGCUUCACAUACACAAAAGGUUCCUUAGAAGAAUUUGGUUCCGCUCGUUCAGUUUGGCUAUAUGCUAUAGUCAUCCGAUCUGAACAAUUUCUUCGGAGAUCCUAUUAUUGCCUUCGAUAAUGAUACGUUCCGAAUUUCAUGAAGAUAUCUCGUCAAAUGAAAAAGUUUUCCAUACAAGCACUUCAUUCCGAUUGUUCAGUUUGUAUGGCAGCUAUAUGCUAUAGUCAUCCGAUCUAUACCAUUUCUUCGGAGAUUAGAUUAAUGCCAUAAAUAAUAAUACACGCAAAAUUUUAUGAAGAUACCUCGUCAAAAGAAAGAGUUUUCCAUACAAGCACUUCAUUCCGAUUGUUCAAUUUGUAUGGCAGCCAUAUGCUGUAGUGGUUAGAUAUAGUUAGUUCCAACAAAUAAACAGCUUCUUGGUGAGAAACGGCCAUAUGCUAAAUUUAAGAUCGAUAUCUCAAAAACUGAGAGAUUAGUUCGCGUAUACACAGACGGACAUGGCUAAAUCAACUCAGCUCAUCAUGCUGAUCAUUUAUGUAUGUAUUUUAUAGGGUCUCCGACGUUUCCUUCUUGGUGUUACGAACUUCGUAGCAAACUUAAUAUACGCUGUUCAAAAUAUAGACUCAAGUAAAAACAAAAAUUUAUUAAAACAUUUCAAAAUUUAUUUGUUCCAGCUUUUUGUUAUACAAGUGUUUACUUUAUAAAUAAAUUUGUAAAUUGUUUUUGUAUUAAAACCUUUAAAAAAAUAUAUUUGUUUUGGAAAAAGACUUUCUUUCGCAAAUUUGGCUCAUUUUUGAAGAUUUAAUCUUCACAUGACAGAUUUUUCACAAAGACUUUCUGGCAACACUGCGCUCGACACAUCUCACGUUUACAAUUUUUAGUGAUUUAUAUAAAAAAGCUCCAUUUGAUAAAUUAUCAAUAUUUUCCGUCUCGCUCUCACUCACUCAAUCUUCUAUCUAUGCUUAAAAGCCUAUAUAUGCUUUAAAGCUGUCAUGUUUCUCUCAUUGCAUCUCUGUCUUUUCAUUUUUUAGUUACAUGUCUUUAACUUUCUCUCCUACUCAAUUAAUAUUCUACUAAAAAUGUUCUCCUGGAAACCCAACGCUGUUUCUGUCUUUGUCUCUCUCUCUCUCUUAUACGCAUAAUCUCCUGCACUCUCCCAGUUGUUUUGAUGUUUCUGUCAUUGAAAUGACAACAAUAUUUAGUACCUGCAACGAGUUAUUUAAUGCUUCAGUAAAUUAUUCAAAAUCUGAUUUCUUCAAAAUAAUUUUUUAGAUAAAGAAAUUAUCAAACUAAAUAAAUUUUACAUAGUGUUUUUGUGGUCCCAAUAGCAGCCUUUAAAAAAAUUGUUGCUUGAAAUAUAUGUAUAACUUUUUCAAAAUUUUUAAGCAUCAUUUGAUAUUUGAGCUUUUACAAGGAAAAAAUUCUAAACUUAAUAACUUAAAGAUUGUUUUACCAAAGAAAGCUUAAUUAUAUAUAAUUAGAAGAAAAUAAAACGAAAUUAAAAUUAAAAAAUAAAAUUUUGUUAAUUAUUCAUACGGCAAAUUAAAUUAUAAUGAUUUACUAUUGUCAUAACGGUUAAAAUAGUUAUAAUUGUAAGGCAGGAGCAAGUGUGUGUGUUUGUAGCAACGUAGGCAGCAAGCGAGCAUUGUAUGUGUAUGUGAGUAAAUUGUGCUUGCAGUGUUUAAAGACAAAUAUUUGAAAAAAAACUGUUGCAAACAACAAAAUACAAGAGAGCUUAAAGUAGAAAAAAUAUAACAAAUCUAAAAAACAAAUUCAAGAAAAUGUAGAAGUAUGAUGAAGAGGCUUGUAUUAGCACGUCAGAAGAGCGCUGCUUGAAUUUUCGCAUGCAUGAGUGUUUAAUUUUAGCAUACAAACAUGUAUAUACAGAUGUUGUAUAUACUUAUAUAUAUGCACUAUGCAUUUGUAAUAUACAUACUAAGUUAUAUACCUUUUAAUAUAUUUAUAUAUUUAAGGCAUUUAGCGUAAGGUAGGCAAAGUGGCAGCCAAAAGUGCACGAAUGGCCAACAGUUAGAAAAAAAGCACUAAGAAAAGUUAAGUUGAAUUAGGAACUAUAACAAGAUACACAUCUUAUAUGAUAAGUAAUAUCACGUGGCAACCUAGUAAUACACCUAAUUAUUAAACUGACCUGUAUUAAUAUGUAAAAUACUAUAUAUCUCUGUGCUAAUUAUAUAAAUACUAUGUCUAUACGUAUAUAUAUAUGCAUAUACUUAAUACCAUAUACCCACAUAAUUAUAUAUAUAUAUAUACAUAUGUAAAAUGACAUGCAAUCGCUACAUUUAGAGUAUUUAUGAAUUUCAAUAUGAAUUACUAAAAGAAAGAUAAGCAAUUUCCCAACAAUUCUCAAUGCAAAUAAAAAGCAACAAAAACAAAUUGCAACAAUUAAUAAAAAUAAAACAACACAUACAUAUUUAAAUGGGCAAAUGCAUUUAUUGAUAUAGCAAAAAUAAAAACAAAAACAAAAACACAUUCACCAUACAUACAACAACAUAGUCAUACAUACACGUAUAUACAUUUAGGUAAAUAAUCGCAUAAAUAAUAAAUGAAAGUACAUAUAUAAGCUUAUGUAGCAUAUAAAGAGUGCAAAAUAAACGCAUAGCAGUACUUACAUACAUAGUUGCUAUGACAGACAUGCAUACAGUGGUUAUAGCAGCCAACGAGAAAGCCUGAGAGCAAUAGCUAAUUUAAUUUAAUAUAUAAUAUUAUACAAAACUCUAUAUAUAAUGUAAAAUAAAAGCAGUUGUAAAGCAAAGAUACAGUUAAUUUAGUAAAUAAAUAAUAUUUAUGUUUAGCUCUUUUGAUGCUGUAGAUAUGUAUGUGUACAAAUAGCAACAAAAAAGACCGAUAUUUCAACAAAAAAAAUAUAAUAAAAGCAAUUCCGUUUCGCAACUGCUAGUAAAUAUUGCUGUUCAAUUAAAAUUCGUUUUGACUUUAAGUUCGUUCACUUAUUUAUGUCAACAUAUUUUGUUAAAUUUUCGCAUACAAAUGUUUACUACACUAUUAUAAUUUUUACCAAAAAAAUUUAUAAUUUUCCGCUUUUACUAGAUAGUAGUCUUUGAAAAUAUAUAAAAUAUUCCUACCGUUUAAUUAUCAGCUGUAGAACCAGAUAAUGUUAAUGAAUUGAAAAUUUUCACUCAUUUACAUACUCUGCUCGGGUUCUAUGUUAAUUCAUAAACAUUUUAAUUCAUUAACAUUCUUUAACAUUUUCAUUCAUUAACAUUCUCUGUUAGAACAACUCUACAUGCGAUAGAAAUCAGAAACACGUACGAGAACAAAAGAGUUAAGAAACGAACAUACUUUUGCCAGAGAAUGCAAAUGAAAAGAGAGGUGCAAAUGUUAGCUGUGCUAAAAUGGCCGCUUUAGCCAUAUUUUUAUUAUUCUUUGUUAAAUAAGCAUAUUGCUUACGCAACGCACACACAAAAGUUGGAAAAAUUGCAUAUUAAAUGUUUAUUUUAUUAUGAAUUCUGCAGUUUUUGCCAGUAAUCCACCUUUUUAAUUCAAAACAAAAACCUAAAUAGGUAUACGCAUCGAUUUUUCAUUCGUUGUGUCUAUAUUAUUUAAGUUAUAUUUUUCGAUGUUCCCUCAUCUGGCACUACAAAUUAGUACUCAAAAAUAUUUCAUUUAACACUUGCGCCUUCUCUAUUCAUUUACAUUCUCUGCUUUUCAGCAUAUUGUAACGACUUUUCAAAAAUUCCAUUGCAUAAAUAUUUUUAUAGCAUUUUCAGCAACUUGAAUUAAUUAUGUGAAACUUAAAUCUUACUUUCUGAAAUAUCACGCUCUUUUUUAUUAAACUUUUUUUUAUUAUUUAUACGCAAAAAGUGUCAUUUAACCGCAUUAAUUUGCUUAAAAUUAUUAAAUAAAUUAUUUUAAUUUAAAAAAAAAAUCUGUAAAAAUAUUUAGCAGUUCUGUAAAUUACUAAAACUACAAGACAUUUAAUUACCCGUUUAUAUAGCUAAAUAUACAGAUAUAGUAUAUGGUUAAUAAAUAUAUCUAAAAUCGCUAAAUAAGUGUAUACAUAUGUAAAAGCUAUGAAAUGAAAAGUAAUACUAGAAAUGGCUAAAUAUUUAGUAUUCAGAAAAGUUAAACAAUAUAUAAAACUAAUUAAUUUCAUUAAAACUAUAUUUAAAAGUUAAUAUUAAAAUUAAACUAAAUUAUUGCUGAUUAUAUUUACUAAAUAAAUAAAGAGAAAAUUAUAUUAGUGAGAAAAAACAAAUAAAUUAGCAAGAAGUAAAGCAUUCACAUAGCAAUGAAAUAAAUAUAAAAAAUAAGUAUAUAUAUAUACAUAUAUAUAAAUUAAAAAUUAUUUAAAAAAUAGUAUAUAUAUACAUAAAUAUAAAGCGCUGAUUUACUAUUACCGAAUUAUAUUAUAAUGAUAAUUACUAAAACUAAUUGAUAUCACAUUUAUUUAAUUUAAUAUUUCAUUAAAAAGGAUAGAAGAAAAACGCAAAAAUCCUGAACAAUGCAAGCAUGCAACAACAAAAUUAUUAUUAACAACAUUGUCCUUGGUAUUUACAAACAUAACCCAAUAGAAAAAAAAAACAGAAGAACAAAAAAAUAAAAGCAAACACCGCUAAAUAAAAAGAAGAAAAACAUGAAAGCGUAAGAAAAAAAGAAAGCAAAGAUAUUAUUCUUAACAAAUUAAAGAAGGAAAAAUUAAUAAAUUGUUUUUAAAAAAUAAAAAUUAACAUUUUACAACAAUUUCUUUUUCGCUCAUAGCUGAUAGCAUUGCAGCACAUAAGCACUGCGCACGAAACAUACAUACAUAUAUUUCUUGCAGUGUAGAAACCUUUGCUGUAGUUUCAAAUCAAAACACUUGUUUUCAUUAGAGCCGAGCGUUAGUUAGAGCAUUUGAACCAGUUCCGCUGCCUGAUUAGCAUUACAGGCUUUGCAGCUGAGGCGGCUAACUCAUUUGUUUACCAAUUUACUUUUUAAUGUAGCUAUGGUCAGCUACUCGGCAGCGGUGUUAGUGCGAAACUAACGCGAGCUGUGAUAACAACUAAAUUCAUUGCGAUAAUAAUCGUUUCAAAUAGCAUUGAGAUGCCACAAAACUUUACAUGCGAGUGCCUUAGUGCCCACGAUCAGCAAGUGCUGAAUGCCAUAUUCAAACCGCUGGAGCUCACUUCGAGUGUGGCGCAAGCAAUUACACCUGAAGUGCACGCCGAACUUGUGGAUGUCGAGCCGGACAGUGCGGCAGUGCAGCAAUCCAAGGCGCUGGAGGUGCGCGCCAUCAAAUUGGCGGAGGAAGGCAAGUUGUUGGAAGCUUUGCAGAACUUUGAGCAAGCGCUCAACGUGGCGCCAACACGAGCUUCUGUUUACAACAAUCGUGCACAGGCGCUGCGACUAGUCGGCAGGGAUGAGGAGGCACUCGUCGAACUGUCGCAUGCGAUUGAAUUGUGCACCGAGCAAACGCGCACGAAAUGCACCGCGCUGUGCCAGCGUGGCGUGCUCUACAGGAAGCAGAACAAUGUGGAUGCAGCGCGCAAGGAUUUUGAGGAGGCGGCGCAGUUGGGCAGCAGCUUCGCCAAAACACAGCUUGUGGAAAUCAACCCCUUUGCGGCACUUUGCAACCAAAUGCUGCGCCAGGCAUUCGAUCAAUUGAAGUAGUAUUUAUUGCUGUUGCGGAAUUUCUAAAUAAAAAUAAACUGCACAAGCGCUGCGUAGCAAAAUGAA
Messenger RNA from Bactrocera oleae (olive fruit fly), 10038 nucleotides. Its product is annotated as tetratricopeptide repeat protein 36 homolog. Gene Ontology annotation, biological process: cilium assembly. NCBI's taxonomy places the organism in Eukaryota, Metazoa, Arthropoda, Insecta, Diptera, Tephritidae. The record is from RefSeq and is a predicted model, not a curated record. Gene Ontology annotation, molecular function: protein binding.